Amblyraja radiata (thorny skate) is the source of this 1924-nucleotide messenger RNA. RefSeq names its product spindle and kinetochore associated complex subunit 1 (gene ska1). Gene Ontology annotation, molecular function: microtubule binding. The transcript has 7 exons. The record is from RefSeq and is a predicted model, not a curated record. Gene Ontology annotation, cellular component: mitotic spindle; outer kinetochore; spindle microtubule. Lineage: Eukaryota; Metazoa; Chordata; Chondrichthyes; Rajiformes; Rajidae. Bases 145 to 900 code for a protein of 251 amino acids. Gene Ontology annotation, biological process: cell division; mitotic cell cycle; regulation of microtubule polymerization or depolymerization.
CUCGCGAGACCGCGCCCGGCUCGGAGGGAAACGUUCAAACAGGGCAGAGUCGUUGGUCCCGCGGCGCCUGUUCGGCAAAGUGGACGAUUAGUGACCGUCGCUGAUCCAAGCGAUGAUCUUGGAUUUCAUACACAUUUUGUGAAGAUGACAUCUUUGGAAGAUGUAUCACUGCAGCUGAACAAUAAGAUAUCUUCCAUCAAAAGAUCACUGCAGCUGAAGAGCAUGGGUAAUGACCCUUCCCUUGCAACAAUGCUUCAGAAGAUUGGACUGGAAUUAGCUGGCAUUCAGAAUAAUUUAGAUACAUUUCAAGCACAGAUACUGCGACAGCAAACUGAAAUGAAAUCCCUUAAGGAUCUGAAGAAUUCAGUCCAGAAAAAUUCUGAAAUAGCACAUCAUUUAUUGGAAAAUAUUCCAGCUCAUCUUCCAAAGAAAGCUGCAAUGAACAGUACAGCAGAUCCACAAGAUGACAAGGUUAAAUGGGAUCCUGUUCAACCUCUACCUGAAAAAAAACCUGCCAAACCUAAGCAUUCUGUUCAUGAAAUAGAGUAUCUUUUAAUGGAGGAAUUUAACCACGUUCCUGGAUACAUGAAAGGUCGUAUGACCUAUGAUCAAAUCAACGCUGUCAUCCAUGAGCUUAAUGCCGCUGUCAAAGCGAAGUACAAGAUUCUACACCAGCCACUGAAAGCCAUGGCUAACAUCACCCGUAACCAGUACAAUGCUUUUAAACAGCAGGAAACAAAGGAAACCAAAGGUCAGUAUUUCUUUGUAGAAGCUGACAUAAAGGACUUCACACGUCUUAAAGUUGACAAGAAACUUCAGGGAAUCUUCAGUAUUCUGCGACAUUGCCACCGAUUGCGGGAAGUCCGGGGAAAUCACCUUGUGCGUUAUGUGCUACUUUAAGGCAAUUGUGAAUUACGUUGGUAUUCUUUGGGCAUAUGAAUGCUAAAUAUUAAAUGAGCAACAUGGCAAUCAUAUUGCAGCGAGGAAAAUGUAUUAGCUUUAUUAUUGUUUCUCUCCCAGCGAUAUCCCAGUGUCACACAUGACUUUAAAGGUUCGUAAAACUAAAAUCUACCCUGAAUAAUCUCUUUCCACAGUUCCUUUAUAAUUUAAGACAGUUUGAAGAAGCGGUCUCAAGUCCAUAAAAUCCAAUCUAAGUCACACAAGCCUUGACAAAAGUUGGCAAAUAUGUGCAAAUGAAGUAAAAAAUAUAAUUUCCUAAUUAUGUUUUAAAUGGAUAACGCAAGAUUCAAUUGCUACCUCAGAGUAGCAAAAUGCAAUUAAGUAAAAGGGUAGUUAAUCUUGUGUUUUGAUGGCCUGUACGCUGCAUGUAAACUGAAUUUAUAAUUAGUAUGCUGAAAUUAGUUUUGUUGAGAUAUGUUCCUUAAUGUAAUUCCAGAUAUUUUAGCGAGCUACAAUACCUGAUUAGAUUAUUUUAAAAUUCUGUUGCUCACUGAACAAAAUUUAGUUACACUGUGUGGUAUUUAUAUUUUUAUGAAACAUACAUGUUAUUCAUCCAUAUUUUGACAGCUAAUAAUUAUACAAUCAGUAUAAUGAGCAUUAAAUUUUAUUAUGAAAUUAGAAGUGAACCAGAUUUGAGCACCUGCAUUGGUAAUGUGAAAGCCCUCCUGGUGUCAAUAAUUCAAUUUUUGGAUUGUCUUUCGGCCUUCUCCAUAAUUUGGCUAGCCAGCCCAAUCCCCAAUAAGACAUUCUGUCUGAAAUCAGUCGGAUGAAGGGUCUCGACCCAAAACAUCACCCAUUCCUUCUCUCCAGAGAUGCUGCCUGUCCCGUUGAAUUACUCUAGCAUUUUGUGUCUACCCCCAACAAUUCAUGUCAAGCUUUAUAAAAGAAUCAGAGGUGCUCGGGUCAUAUGGGACAAGCUUAUAGCCGUGGGCAUUUUUCUAAAUAAAUGUAUUUGUCAACAGUG